This is a messenger RNA of Frankliniella occidentalis (western flower thrips), 833 nucleotides long. RefSeq names its product RNA-binding protein 8A (gene tsu). NCBI's taxonomy places the organism in Eukaryota, Metazoa, Arthropoda, Insecta, Thysanoptera, Thripidae. The record is from RefSeq and is a predicted model, not a curated record. Gene Ontology annotation, molecular function: mRNA binding. Gene Ontology annotation, biological process: RNA splicing. The transcript is spliced from 5 exons. Gene Ontology annotation, cellular component: nucleus; exon-exon junction complex; cytoplasm. Bases 154 to 648 code for a protein of 164 amino acids.
ACAAGCGCACGCGCACUCACAACAAAACGAGCAACGAGCGAGCGAGGUUCAAGAAGUUUAAUUGUUGAACUGUUUUGAACUUGUUUUCUUGACUUCUCAUAGGGAAUUGAGUAAUACCUCAGGUUAAUUGUUACUUAUCCUACGGUCGCGAAGAUGGCAGACGUCUUGGACAUUGAAAACGCAGAGGAAUUUGAAGUAGACGAUGAAGGUGAUGAGGGCAUUGCCCGCAUGAAGGGUAGAGCUCGCAAGCGCAAGGGUCGUGGAUUUGGUCCUGAGAAUUCUGCGAGGGAAGACAUUCGCCAUUAUGAAACUAUGGAAACUGAAGAUGACGAUGGGGAGCCUGGACCACAAAGAUCCGUUGAGGGGUGGAUUCUAUUUGUGACCUCUGUUCAUGAGGAAGCUCAAGAAGACGAUAUUCAUGACAAAUUCUCUGAGUUUGGAGAAAUUAAGAACAUUCAUUUAAAUUUGGAUCGUAGAACGGGUUUCUUAAAGGGAUAUUGCUUGGUAGAAUUUCAAACCUAUAAGGAAGCUGCAGCAGCCCGUGAAGCUCUUGAUGCCUCAGAUUUCCUGGGUCAAAAAAUCAAUGUUGACUGGUGUUUUGUUAAGGGUCCGAAAAGGUCCAAGAGCUCUUCACGAAGGCGCCGUUAAUUUUUGGGCUAUAGUCAUAAAACUGUAACCCUUUCCUCAACAGAAUUUUUUUACACUUGACCUUUAAUUUACCUAUUGUAUAGGAUAUUCUUUUUUGAUCUGUAAGUUUGCGUGAAGAUAAUAUUUUGUGUUUGAUUUUUUUGUGUUAAGAAUCAGAAAUAAAUUACAAAUCUUAACAAAGUCAA